AGUUAAGAGUUAAUAUACCACAUAGUUCAUAUCAUAAUAUAUCAUAUAUCACAUACUUUUCAAAUACUUCUAUUCAAAUCACGGAUAAAAAUCAUUUGAUAUUUUAAAUACGAAAUAAAUCUAAUAUAUUUUAUGUAGUAUUUAAGAGAAAAUAAGAGACAAAAAGAGAAAAUGCUGGACGGCUGUGGCGAUGAGUUGCCCAAUCCCCAUAAGAAUUGCUUGAGGGAGAUGUUGAACACGCUCAUCUGCAGCGAUCAGGAUGUGAAGCGUUUGAACACGGAGUUGAGGAACUUGCAGACCGAGCUGAACGAGGAGCUGCGUAAGAUUGAGAAGGAAAAUGCAACGUGCGAGGAUGUUAAGAAGAAGAUGAUGGAGAAAACAGUUAAGCCUCGACUAUGCGAACCUGACGAGGAGCAAGCAGAGCUCACCAAGCGGCUCAUCAAUCUGGAUGAGGUAAAGCAUUUCUAUUCCAAGCGCUCGGAGGAGAUACGCAAACGCCGAGACAACAUCAUCAUGUAUGCCAGGCAAUGUAUGCAGGCCUACAACGAGGAGAAGUGCAAGUUCAAGGCCUUCCACGAGAACACGGUGGAUUACAUAAAACGCACGGCCACCUUGUCGCAGGACCGGGCGGUUGUGCUGCGCUGCGAGCGGGAUGUUUGCGAGAUGCACAAACGGUUCGUGAAGGAGGUGGCAAACCUAAAGCACUGCGAGACUCAGCUGCAGCCUUUCUUUAAACUCUUGAAGGAGUCCGAUCCGAAUGUCUACUGCGAGUGCUGCUGCCUCAAGGACUACGAUUGGCUGCCGCAGGGCAAGAAUAUGGAGGCAGUCGAUGCCGCCGCCAAGGAGCUGAAGGAGAAGAUGGGCAAAACCUUGGUGAGCGCCUUUGCUCAGCUGCACAUCCACAUGCCUCAGGACAUGUACGGCUUCAUAGCAGGCUACCUGAUGAAUGUGGAGCGCAACGAGCAUGAGGUGAAGGAGAAGCUCGAUCUCUUCCAGGACCACGAGGAGUGCCAGGUUAAGGAGCUUCCCGAUCCCACCUAUCGCUGCGACAACGAGUGCCCCAAGCAAGAAUACCGAAAUAUAUAAUAAAAGAGCCUGUCCGAAGUUUUAUGGAAAAAUAA
Messenger RNA from Drosophila mojavensis, 1121 nucleotides. RefSeq lists its product as uncharacterized. The transcript has 2 exons. NCBI's taxonomy places the organism in Eukaryota, Metazoa, Arthropoda, Insecta, Diptera, Drosophilidae. The coding region runs from base 172 to 1086 and encodes 304 amino acids. The record is from RefSeq and is a predicted model, not a curated record.